AAAUGAACUGAGGGCGCAGCUUCUCCCUAAAUCCCUAACCUGCCACACUCCCCUUCACUCUCUCGGUGCGAUCCAUUAGGGUAAACAUGGCGACCACCACCAACGCCGCCCCAGCGCCGCCGCGCCAGCUCUCACAGAAGGAAUCCGACAUCCAGUUGAUGUUGGCAGCCGACGUCCAUCUCGGCACCAAGAACUGCGAUUUCCAGAUGGAGCGCUACAUCUUCAAGCGCCGCAACGAUGGUAUUUACAUUAUAAAUCUUGGGAAGACAUGGGAGAAGCUUCAUCUCGCUGCUAGGGUCAUCGUUGCCAUUGAGAAUCCCCAGGACAUCAUUGUUCAGUCUGCUAGGCCUUAUGGGCAGAGAGCAGUUCUCAAAUUCGCUCAGUACACUGGUGCUCACGCCAUUGCUGGAAGGCAUACCCCCGGUACCUUCACCAAUCAGCUUCAGACUUCCUUCAGCGAGCCUCGCCUUCUCAUUCUCACCGAUCCAAGAACAGAUCACCAGCCCAUUAAGGAAGCUGCUCUUGGAAACAUUCCAACAAUUGCUUUCUGUGAUACUGAUUCCCCAAUGGGACAUGUUGACAUUGGAAUUCCUGCUAACAACAAGGGGAAACACAGCAUAGGUUGUCUCUUUUGGCUUUUGGCUAGGAUGGUGUUGCAGAUGCGUGGUACUAUUCGCCCUGGUCUUAAGUGGGAUGUCAUGGUGGAUUUGUUCUUCUAUAGAGAACCUGAGGAGGCCAAGACGCAAGAGGAGGAUGAAGCUCCUGUACCCGACUAUGCCCUUCCAGAGUACAAUGCCGGUGCUAUUGCUGCUGAUGGCCAGUGGCCAGCCGCAAUUGAUCAACCGUGGGCCGAAAGCGCUGCACCUAUUGCCGCAGCUCCUGGUUGGGCAGCAGCUCCCGAAGCUGUUGCAGGAGCCGGAGACUGGGGUGAAGCUGUUGCUCCUCCACCACCACAACAAAUUCCUACUCCAGUUGAUGUGCCAGCAACCGGCUGGGAUUAAACUAGUGUUUUUUUGAUAGUAUGAUGUUGUUCAAUCUGCAAUUUAUUUUUCCCUUUUUACGUAUCCUCUAAGUAGAAUCUGGAUCAGUUUUGUUGGUAGCAAAGGAACUUUUUCUUUAUUUCUAGUUUGAGAAUACUGUUAACGAGGUGUCAUAAUUUGCUCAAAAUUUAGUUUUAUUGUUUAUGCCGUCAUAAUUCGUGAA
Molecule: messenger RNA, 1203 nt
Organism: Lotus japonicus
Lineage: Eukaryota; Viridiplantae; Streptophyta; Magnoliopsida; Fabales; Fabaceae
Product: 40S ribosomal protein SA
Exons: 5
Coding region: 87-1001 (304 amino acids)
Biological process (GO): ribosomal small subunit assembly; cytoplasmic translation
Cellular component (GO): 90S preribosome; ribosome; cytosolic small ribosomal subunit
Molecular function (GO): structural constituent of ribosome
Source: RefSeq, a predicted model, not a curated record